This is a messenger RNA of Linum tenue, 2912 nucleotides long. The record is from the annotation of a GenBank genome assembly. Lineage: Eukaryota; Viridiplantae; Streptophyta; Magnoliopsida; Malpighiales; Linaceae.
AUUGGAACCAAAAAUACCUGCCUUUCAAAUUCAAUCCAUGCCCCCUGCGGAAUCAGAUUAAAAAAAAACACCACAAGCCAAAACAAAGCGGCACCAAAAAUCCAAACCAAACGGUUGGCCCAGAAUGAGAGAGCUCGUCAUCCUCGGCUCCUCCUCCAUCGUCAAUCCUCCAAACCACCACCUCCCCGACGGCCACCGCCGCCACCACCACCACUCCCCCAAGCCCAAACCCAAACAAUCCGUCGCCCCCUCCAGGCCCAUCCCCACCGUCCAUUCCCGCUCUCCUCCUCUCCUCUCUACCGUCCGAUAUGACAUCACUUCCCCUCCGGACAAGUCCGUGCUCAAGUACUACAGCGACCUCGCCGCCAAGCUCGCCGCUGACGGCCGCCUCCAAGAGUUCUCCAUGAUUAUCGAGUCCGUCGCUGCCUUGGGAGUCGAUGCUUCCGACUUCGUCUCCUUGCUCGCCCUAAAGCCCGUGGGGGAAGGGAUUCUGCAGAAUCUUCGCGACGGAAAUGUUGGGGAUGUUCUCGAGGCGUUUAGGGAAGUCGAGAGGCUAGGAGUUUCCCCGGCGAAGCUUGUCGAUGAAGUGACUGUUGAAUUGUUCCAGAGAGAGUGUGGCCGCAUUUUGAAGUGCCAGGAGUUGCCAGAAAUUGUUGAAUUCAUGGAGAUUCUUGCCGGAUUAGGAUUCUCCAUUAAAGAUAUAGUUCAGCCGAUGGAGAUUGUUAAAAUGUGCGUUGAUCAACGCGAUCCAGACAUGGCUGUGAGGUACGCGAGCAUACCUCCCUAUGAUCGCAUGUUGUUCUGCACCAUCAUCAGCGAAUUCGGGAAGAGGAAAGAUUUGGAUUCCGCUUUGACGGCGUAUGAAGCGUUUAUGCAGAUCUUGAGCAGCCCUAACAUGUAUAUGUGCCGUGCAAUUGUUGAUGUUUGUGGUCUGUGUGGGGAGCCAAUGAAAUCCAGGCUCAUCUAUGAGGGGUUGCUCGAGAAAAAGAUCACCCCAAAUAUCUAUGUCUUCAAUAGUCUCAUGAAUGUUAAUGCUCAUGACUUGACCUAUAUAAUGCACAUAUACCAAAACAUGCAAAAUCUUGGCGUAACAGCAGAUACAACCUCUCACAACAUUAUCCUGAAGGCAUGUUGUCUUGCCGGAAGAGUUGAUCUGGCGCAGGACAUGUAUAACACAGUGAAACAAUUGGAGCUGGCAGGAACAUUGAAGUUAGAUGUCUUCACUUACUGUACCAUCAUAAAAGUAUUUGCAGAUGCAAAGUUGUGGCAAAUGGCACUAAAAGUCAAAGAAGAUAUGCUGGCGUCAGGUGUCACCCCUAAUACGUACACAUGGUCAUCCUUGAUCAGUGCUUGUGGAAAUGCAGGUCUUGUCGAGCAUGCAAUCCAGUUAUUUGAGGAAAUGCUUCUAUCAGGCUGCAAGCCAAAUUCACAAUGUUGUAACAUCCUUUUGCAUGCUUGUGUCGAGGCUCGUCAAUAUGACAGGGCUUUUCGUCUUUUCCAAUCUUGGAAGAAAAAUGGACUUCAAGAAGCUCUUGGAGACCGUUGCAGUAGCCAAACAGAAGAUGACGUUUCUGAACCUAUCUCUCCAAAAAGGGAUCCUCUGCCUACUUCAAAUCAUUGGAACUUCAUAACUAAGUUUCCCUUUGCACCAACAACAACAACAUACAAUAUAUUGAUGGAAGCAUGUGGCACAGAUUAUCAGCGUGCCAAAAGUUUGAUGAAUGAAAUGAAAGAAGAAGGCCUUCCCCCUAAUCAAAUAAGCUGGUCGAUCUUAAUUCACAUGUGUGGAGCCUCAGGGGAUGCAGAACUUGCCGUACAGACCUUGAAGGACAUGCGUAUGGCUGGAGUUCAGCCGGAUGGCAUUGCAUAUACGACUGCUAUCAAGGUUUGCGUGGAGAGCAGAAACUUGCAGCUGGCGUUCUCACUAUUUGCCGAAAUGAAGAGAUACCUGAUUAAACCAGAUUUGGUGACUUAUAAUACCCUUUUAAGAGCUCGUACGCGAUAUGGUUCUUUACGAGAAGUACAACAGUGUUUGGCUAUAUAUCAAGAAAUGAGGAAAGCUGGGUAUAAUGCAAAUGAUUACUAUCUGAAGCAACUAAUCGAGGAGUGGUGUGAAGGUGUUAUACAACAUAAUGGUCCCAGGCAAGAUCGCUCUUCUGGCCAGACAGGAACUGCUACUGGGAGACCCCAUAAUCUUCUUCUUGAGAAAGUUGCAGCACACUUACAAAAUGGCAUCAGUGGAAGAGUGGCUAUCAAUCUGCAAGGCCUAACAAAGGUUGAGUCUCGGAUUGUUGUUCUGGCCGUUCUUCGAAUGAUCAAAGAGAAUUACACUCUAGGACAUCCAGUAAAUGACGACAUAUCGAUAAUACUAGGGGUGGACGAAGUGGGUGCUGCAGAGUCUGCUAAAAAUGGUUCAGAGCUGAGAGACACGAUACUGAAACUAGUGCAAAACGACUUGGGGCUCCAGGUUUUGGCCUCCCUUCCUGGGUCUCCAGUUAAUAUGAAGAUCAGCCAGAAAAAGCAUCCUGAUUCUUCAUCUCCCAUACUAGAAGAAGAAAGGGUUGGAAGGACCAAUAAAAUGGUGUCAUCUUCUUCCACGAGACGGCCGGUUAUGCUACAGAGACUGAAGAUCACUAAAGAAUCACUGCACCAUUGGGUGCAGAAAAGAGCCGGUACUUUUAGUACCUGAUCAUUAUUUAUGUGUACAGAAUGCCUAAUUUUUGUAUAGGAAUUACGCAUAUUGCCGCUCAUUGUACAUCUAGGGCACAAGAACCAAAUAAGCAAGCGCUCUGCAUACUUCAUUGUAAAAUUCAUAGGAAAGCAUUGAAUAAAAACAUCCCAAAUUUUCAAUUAUGAACCUUCCAUUCUCUACUUUGUUCUACAAUCAUGAUCCUUUUAGCAGCAACUCUAGC